Messenger RNA from Mugil cephalus (flathead mullet), 2092 nucleotides. RefSeq lists its product as uncharacterized. NCBI's taxonomy places the organism in Eukaryota, Metazoa, Chordata, Actinopteri, Mugiliformes, Mugilidae. Gene Ontology annotation, biological process: negative regulation of MAPK cascade; protein dephosphorylation. Bases 382 to 1920 code for a protein of 512 amino acids. The record is from RefSeq and is a predicted model, not a curated record. Gene Ontology annotation, cellular component: cytoplasm. The transcript has 9 exons. Gene Ontology annotation, molecular function: MAP kinase phosphatase activity; protein tyrosine/serine/threonine phosphatase activity.
UUGGUGUGUCUCAAGCUGGGCGGCGCGUUAGCCCCGAGCGCUAGCAGAGCCCCUGACUAAGGUGUGCUUGACGUUAAUGUUGUUUUAAGCUGGAAGUGCUUCAGUGGAAAGAAAAGUCCUUCCUGCAGAGUUUGCAUGAUACUUAAUGUUUUUGUUUUUGUGCUGAAAUGUCCCACGGAGAGGGCCAACGUGCUGUUUAGCAUCCUCCAUCGACGUGAGCUAACGGCCUCUUGAAGAUCUGGAGGUGUGGAUCUGACCAGCAUUUAGAUAUAGGUCACCGCUUUAAUUUUAGACCAGGUUGCACCUGUCCUUGUCAGUACCGACAGAGUCGGAGCAAAGCCUCAACAAAGUUUGGCAAUUUCACUCUAAAUGUAGUCAGAAAUGAACAACCUGCAGGAAAAUACGGACGCCUCUUCUUCCACUCCUUCUGUAAAAGAGCUGGAGAAGGUUUUGUACGGAGGUAAAAGGUUUGGUAACCACGCGGAUGAAGUCUGGCCCAACCUGUUCAUUGGGGACAUGUCAGUGGCCAAUGAUCGCUACAGCCUGUGGAAGCUGGGAAUCACUCAUGUCUUGAACGCGGCCCACGGGAAGACGUACUGCCAGGGGAGCCACGACUUCUACGGAUCCGGCGUGGAUUAUUACGGAGUGCCUGCAGAUGACUCGCCAUCUUUUGACCUCUCCCGCUACUUCUUCCCCUCCGCCGAGUAUAUUCAUAGCUCACUCGACACCCCUGGCGCUCGGGUUUUGGUCCACUGUGCGGUCGGCGUGAGCAGGUCCGCCUCGCUCGUCCUGGCCUACCUAAUGAUCCGCCAUCAUCACACCCUGCUGGAGGCCAUCGAUAAGGUCAAAGAGCGCAGGUGGAUUUUCCCAAACAGGGGGUUUCUCAAACAGCUUCGUGCUCUGGAUGUGAAACUGAAGCGCGAUGGGCCAGAUGACUCGACGCACUUCGAUCUGGAUGUUUACUUCCAGCCCGCAGCGGAUUUCAUUCACAAAGCUCUGAAGUCGCCCCAUGGGAAAGUUCUGGUGCACUGCAUCAUGGGAAUGAGCCGCUCGUCGACCUUGGUGUUGGCGUACCUCAUGAUCUACCGUCGCAUCCCGCUCCAGAGGGCUUUGCAGAAGCUGAUCCAGAAAAGAGCCAUCUACCCCAACAGGAAUUUCCUGGCUUUGCUGCUGGACCUGGAUCUUCAGCUGACGAAAAAAAAGAAAACGUCUCGGGUGGUGUUCAUCGCCCUUAAACAACUGCAAAGGGGAAGAAGAGUUGUUUUUUUUUUCUUUAACCUGUUUAAUGAAAUAAAAGCAGAAGUGGAGAAUCCAGAUCCAGACAUGCCCAGAGGCCUCAGCUGCCUGGCGAGCCCUGAGGGGCCACAGAUCAGGUAUGAGACACCUCCAGCUUCAGAGCUCCAGAGGCUGAUGUGGACAAAGAAAGGGACCAGCAAUCACCUGGACGAGGUCCAACCCAGGAUCUACAUCGGAGACAUGCACGCAGCCAAAGACAAGAGGACUCUCCAGGCCCACCUCAUCACCCACGUGCUCAACGCUGCUGACGGCAAGUUCAACGUGAACACGGGGCCCGGCUUCUACCGAGACACCAAAAUCACUUAUCACGGAGUGGAGGCUUUUGACAUGCCGUCCUUUAACUUGAGUCCCUUCUUUUACCCGGCGGCCAAUUUCAUCAAGAAAGCUCUAAGCUCGCCCACAGGUAAAGUGUUUGUCCACUGCGCGAUGGGCCUCAGCCGCUCGUCCACCCUGGUGCUCGCUUACCUGAUGAUCCACGAGAACAUGACGCUGGUGGACGCCCUCAAAGCCGUCGGCGCCAACAGGAACAUCGCGCCCAACAACGGUUUCCUGGAGCAGCUCAGGGAGUUGGACAUGAAGCUGCACUGCCAGGGGUCGUCACGGAGCACGAACGGAAGGACUUAAGUCAGACAUGUGUGUCGUAUUGUUGCCUCUGCCUAGUUUAAAGGAGGCGUUUCAGUGAAAAUAUGAAUGUUAAAGAUGUACAAAUUGUCUUUGCUUUGUCAGAGAAAUGUAAUUUACGUGAAGAAACUCAUAAACAACAAUAUAUUAGGAAUAAAAGAAGUUGUGAAGUUGC